CUUAAGAAAUGGAAAUAAGAUUGAAAUCUUUAUAUAUCACAUUGCCUGCAUUCCAAAUCAAGAUCCCCAUUUGCAAUGGCUUCAAAUACUCCAUUAAAGCUGCUUCUCAUCUUGCUCUUCCUUGUACUAUGUACACCCUAUUCCAGAGCAUUUGUGGAAAAGAAGAUGGUGUUUUACAUGCAUGACACUUCGACUGGAUCAAAGAUCACAGCCAUAAGAGUUGCAGGAGUAAAUGGGUCUUCCUCAGAUUUGGUGGCAUUUGGAACAGUACUCGUUACAGACGACCUUCUAACUGAAGGAGUUGAGCCAUCCUCCAAGGUUGUGGGUAGAGCGAAAGGAAUGUAUUCUUAUGCAGACCUUAAAGGUGCUUCUUUAACUCUGGCCUUAUCUGCUGUGUUUGAGAACGAGAAGUUUAAUGGAAGCACACUUCAAUUCCAGGGAGUGGAUCCUUUUUUUCAGAGUCCAAGGGAGGUUUCUGUGGUUGGAGGAACUGGGCAGUUUCGAUAUGCUCGUGGGUACGCAGCACUUUAUGAUGCUCGCAUCACUGGUUUUAACACCAUAGUGGUGUUCAAUAUUACGCUUAGAUUGGAUUAGGGUUACCAGUUAAUACAGCAUAACUGAUUGUAACACCAUUGUGAUGUUCAAUAUUACGCUUAGAUUGGAUUAGGGUUACCAGUUAAUACAGCAUAACUGGUUUUAACACCAUUGUGGUGUUCGAUAUUAUGCUUAGAUUGGAUUAGGUUUACCAGUUGAUACAGCAUAACAGUUGCCCAUGAAUAGGCUUCGCUGUUAGCCAAUAAAAAAUGUUGUAUCUUGAAUGAAUAAAUCUCUUGCUCUUUAUAU
This is a messenger RNA of Cryptomeria japonica (Japanese cedar), 843 nucleotides long. Its product is annotated as dirigent protein 2. The transcript has a single exon. The coding region runs from base 76 to 594 and encodes 172 amino acids. Lineage: Eukaryota; Viridiplantae; Streptophyta; Pinopsida; Cupressales; Cupressaceae. The record is from RefSeq and is a predicted model, not a curated record.